Penicillium concentricum is the source of this 384-nucleotide messenger RNA. RefSeq lists its product as uncharacterized. The transcript has a single exon. Bases 1 to 384 code for a protein of 127 amino acids. The record is from RefSeq and is a predicted model, not a curated record. Lineage: Eukaryota; Fungi; Ascomycota; Eurotiomycetes; Eurotiales; Aspergillaceae.
AUGAAGUUUGCCAUUGUUAUUGCCUCUACCAUGGCGGUCGCCGUCUCUGCCACGCCUGUUGAGGUCCGCCAGUCCAACCAAGUCACCGUGGCUCUAUCCAACGAUCAAUCUGGAGCCUAUGCUGGCGUGACAUUCCAAGCCGAUGACACUGAUAAGAGCGUCUUCUCCCUCUUCAGUGGUACCUCUGUUGGGGCAGGUGGUACUGUCAAGGCAACUGCCGCCCAGCUCACCAACUUUGCGCAAUCCAUCAACUGUGUCAUCACGAACAAUGGCGCUACUAUUGGUACCUUAACUGCUCAGCAAACGUAUCUGGAUCUUGAUGGAAGCUCCCACGCCGCUAUUCCAAUCAAUCUCAACAAUGCUAAGAUCCACUGCCGUGUGUGA